Molecule: messenger RNA, 615 nt
Organism: Moneuplotes crassus
Lineage: Eukaryota; Ciliophora; Spirotrichea; Euplotida; Euplotidae
Source: the annotation of a GenBank genome assembly
UGGGGAAUGUGAGUAUGGAUUGAUGUGGUGAAAGGCAGUUUGGUAGAGAGGAUUUAUGAAAAACAAGAGAGAAAGUUAUGCAAAUGAGCACUAAGUCGAGGAGUAUUUUAAACAAAAGCAAACCUUCUACAUCACCUAAAGCUUCUGAAUUUUCAGGAUAUAAAAAGGUAGAUCUUGUCAAAUCAAAAUGAAAAUUUCCUAAGACAAAGAGGAAUACUUUUACCACAACGAUGAAUAAAGAGAAAAGCAUAACUCAAGUUCUUGCUAAAGAAUAUGAAGGAGCAAAGGCAUCCAUUCGUAGAAAAGAGAAGCGUCAUAUUAGCAAAAAGUCAUACGAGCAAUUCCUGAGAAGACGCGAGGAUAGGCAACUGCAAACACUUUGUAAGAGGCUCAAUGAUCAAGGCAGCUUCAUGCUCUAUGCGUGCGACUAAAUUGCUUACAAGGAUAAUGUUCUUCCCUGGAUGAGAAGGGUAGAGGGCAUGGAAUUCAAUUAAGGAGAUAGGAAAGAGAGUAAAUAAUGGCUUUUAAAUGCUGAUAACAAAAGCAUUAAAGAGCCAAAAGUUUGCUAGAUAGAUAUAAAUGCUCCUUUAUUAUUUAUAAUAUACUCUUAUAUUC